Messenger RNA from Macadamia integrifolia, 1233 nucleotides. RefSeq names its product cold shock protein 2-like. The transcript has a single exon. Lineage: Eukaryota; Viridiplantae; Streptophyta; Magnoliopsida; Proteales; Proteaceae. Gene Ontology annotation, molecular function: nucleic acid binding; zinc ion binding. The record is from RefSeq and is a predicted model, not a curated record. The coding region runs from base 263 to 964 and encodes 233 amino acids.
CUGAAGGGUAUUUCAGGACUCUCAAAGAAAUAGAAAUGCCCAAACCGUUUCGAGCUUCGGAGUGUCCUAGUGGCAGCUGAUGCUUCGGAGUAGGAGCAAAGAUGAAAACUCACAAUUUGGAGCUUUCCAAAUUCCAAUCUCUUCUCUUUUGAGUUCUUUCACUUUCUCUCUCACUAAUCAUCUUUGAGGAGAAAGAUUAGGGUUUACAAGUUUGAGUUGCAGAAGUAGCUCUUGUUCUUUAAGCUUUCUGUUGUGAUCAGUAAUGGCAGAAGGCAAGAGAUCGACAGGAGUUGUGAAAUGGUUCAGUGGGCAGAAGGGUUAUGGCUUCAUUACUCCAGGCGAUGGGAGUGACGAUAUAUUUGUUCACCAAUCGUCGAUCCGUGCAGAUGGGUUUCGGACUCUUGGGGAGGGUGAGCAGGUUGAAUUUGAGAUCGGACGAGGUGAUGAUGGACGAUCGAAGGCUGUCGAUGUGACUGGACCGAAUGGAUCGCAGGUUUCUGGUGGUGGUGGACGUGGGUUUUCUGGGGGAAGAGGCAGGGAUGGCGGUUAUGGCAGUUUAGGUGGUGGGUUUGGUAGUGGUUUUGAAAGUGGCUUUGGAAGAGGGUGGCGAAGUGGUGGAAGAGGAGGGAGAUCAGGUGGAGGAGGCUAUGGUGGUGGUGGUGGUGGUGCGUGCUAUAAUUGUGGGAAAACUGGUCACUUGGCAAGGGACUGUUAUCAAGGAAGUGGUGGUGGGAGAUAUGGUGGUGGAGGAAGAUAUGGCGGUGACGGAGGUGGUGGUGGAGGGAGAUAUGGCGGUGAUGGAGGUGGUGGUGGUGGGAGAUAUGGCGGUGAUGGAGGUGAUGGUGGUGGGAGAUAUGGCGGUGAUGGAGGCGGUGGCGGUGGUUAUUACGGUGGUGGCAGGGGUUGUUACAAUUGUGGUGAGCAAGGGCAUAUUGCGAGGGAAUGCCCAAACGACCAGAGAUGAGAUCAUGAGAAUGAGGUCGUUUAACUGCUAGGUUGGGUUGGCAAUUUGGUAUUACUGCUCUCGAUUUGGUUUUCUUUUGUGAAUUUUCCUUAUAAUCUUCUGGGACGAUUUUUUUUUUUUGGGGGGGGGGGGGGGGGGGGGGAAAGGGGGUCUGCUUCUCCUUUUUUGGGGUUGAUUCUCAUGCUUUUGCUGCGUGCUGUGGAUAAAUUGUUUAUUCAGAAGAUAUAGUUAUUUCUUCUUGUUAAUGAAAUCCUGUUUUUGUUGGCAAA